Molecule: messenger RNA, 792 nt
Organism: Rhizophagus irregularis DAOM 181602=DAOM 197198
Lineage: Eukaryota; Fungi; Glomeromycota; Glomeromycetes; Glomerales; Glomeraceae
Source: RefSeq, a predicted model, not a curated record
AUGGAGCAGGAAAAGACAAAUUUGGAGCUUCAUAGGACUGGUGGUGUUAUUCAAGCUGUAAAGCAUGUCCAACGCUAUGCAGACGCUCUGAGUGAUGGCGCAAUUACAAACCUGGAAUCUGCAUCCAUACCUAUAACGUCAGCGGAAAGAAAAACGACAGCCGAAGAAGCUUCUCCAACCAUCACUUCUCCUCCCAACCUUCGCAGUCACACUCACACUCCCCCUCUAUCUUAUGACGAAGAAUCAGCUGACGUUGCAGAUGCAUCAACUGAGGCCUCUCCAGUAAUUUUUUUUUCGUCAAAUGACCGCUAUGAAUCUGAUGGAGUGAUUACACUUGAGGGCGACAAUAAUCCUUUUAUAGCACAGACAGUGGAAGAUUCAACGAAAUACAAGAUUGUCUUGUCAUGGAGUCACGCGAUUGAUAAAGUUGUCAUAAAUAAUUUCUCUGAAAAUGACUGGGUAACACAAAAUGGACACAACAUCUCUACCGAUUUUCGUAAUUUUCAGUUAAAGUCGAUUGAAAAAUUGAAAACUAAUCCGACUUUAUCAUAUGCGAAAGAAAUUAGUUUGAUAUUGUGCCUAUCGUCAAUUAUGUACUGCAAUGAAUUCAAACCAGAAUACCUUGAAUGUUCCGAAAAGACAUGGAGCGAAGUUCGUCCAAGAUCACUAACUCCGAAGGAGUUGCCAACAGUUGCUGAUCUUGUAAUAAUCGAAUACAGCAGGCUUUUGAGUGACAACAAUUACUCAAUACAAAAUGGCGCAACAACUGGUCAAAAGGGAAUUCAUUAUUAA